Messenger RNA from Phragmites australis (common reed), 1504 nucleotides. Its product is annotated as 1-aminocyclopropane-1-carboxylate oxidase-like. The record is from RefSeq and is a predicted model, not a curated record. The transcript has 3 exons. The coding region runs from base 132 to 1073 and encodes 313 amino acids. NCBI's taxonomy places the organism in Eukaryota, Viridiplantae, Streptophyta, Magnoliopsida, Poales, Poaceae. Gene Ontology annotation, molecular function: dioxygenase activity.
ACACAGGCCCCAACACCAUACAACUUCCACACCGUUUCUUCUCCUCUACUUCUGCCUUCCAAGUUCCAGCCAUUGUUGGGAGCUAAUUAAUCCACCAAGGAGAUAGCGCUUGAAGUGUGGUGUUAGCGGCGAUGGCAGUCCCGGUAAUUGACUUCUCCAAGCUCGAUGGCCCUGAGAGGGCUGAGACCAUGGCGGCCAUCGCCGCUGGGUUUGAGAACGUGGGGUUCUUCCAGCUGGUGAAUACCGGCAUCCCUGAUGAGCUGCUGGAGAGGGUGAAGAAGGUGUGCAGCGACUGCUACAAGCUGCGGGAGGUGGGGUUCAAGGAGUCCAACCCUGCGGUGAAGGCCCUCGCCGAGCUUGUGGAGAUGGAAGGCGAGGGCCUCGCCACGAGGAAGAUCCAGGACAUGGACUGGGAGGACAUCUUCACCCUCCAUGACGACUUGCCUUGGCCUUCCAUCCCUCCCACCUUCAAGGAGACGAUGACGGAUUACCGAAGGGAGCUGAAGAAGCUGGCGGAGAAGCUGCUAGGGGUGAUGGAAGAGCUGCUGGGGCUGGAGGAGGGGCACAUCAAGAAGGCCUUCACCAACGACGGCGACUUGGAGCCCUUCUACGGCACCAAGGUCAGCCACUACCCGCCAUGCCCGCGGCCAGACCUGAUCGACGGGCUGCGCGCACACACCGACGCCGGCGGCCUCAUCCUGCUCUUCCAGGACGACCGCGUCGGCGGCCUGCAGGUGCAACUCCCCGAUGGCCGGUGGGUCGACGUCCAGCCCCUCGAGAACGCCAUCGUCAUCAACACCGGCGACCAGAUCGAGGUGCUGAGCAACGGGCAGUAUAAGAGCGCGUGGCACCGCAUCCUGGCCACCCGCGACGGCAACCGCCGCUCCAUCGCCUCCUUCUACAACCCUGCGCGCCUGGCCACCAUUGCCCCGGCCACCAUUGCUCCGGAGACCGCUGGCACGUCCGGCGCCGACUACCCGAGCUUCGUGUUCGGCGACUACAUGGAGGUGUACGUCAAGCAGAAGUUCCAGGCCAAGGAGUCCAGGUUCGAAGCAAUGGCGAGGACCAAGUGACAUAUGACCUUGCAGUGCAGGAGUCUGAACCAGCUGCGAGGCUAAUUACGCUUAUUACUCUUAAUUAAGUCAAGUUAUACGAUAAAGUGUGCAAUUAUGGAUGGUACGGGCUUGUACCAUGCAUAAGUAGGUUGUUAAGUGUGUAAUUUGACGUGUGUAGAAUGGAUGUGUGAUAUAAAUGUGUAAGUGUUUUGCAGCAACAAGCAGUCACAAUAAUAUUGUGACAGAUAAGCUUGUGGUGAGCUGUGGUCAACGGAUGUCAGAGUGAUUUGUAGCUUAAAAUGGCAUCUCUUGGGUUUCUUUUCCUUUUUUUGGUUUACUUUUUGGUUUACUCGUUUCUUUUUAUGUUUGGGUGAUCAGUUUGUUCAUGUGGUUAAGUUGUUGUAAUUGUAUAUUACUCAGAAAUUAUUAAAUAUAUUGUUGGGUUUCAA